AUGGAUCCAGCAGCUAUUCUAAACGCUAUCGAUCAGGUAGCAGAAGCUAUUCAACAAACUGUCACAGACGUCAAAGCGAAUCAAAAUCAAUGCAAGCGAUUAGGAGAUAGAAUCGAUGCUAUUGUGUUGGCCCUGAAAUCAAUGAAUAAUCAAGAUCUGCAAAAAUCAGAACUUCGAAAAUCUCUGAAUAACUAUCAUACUUGCAUUGAACAAUGCCUUGACUUUAUUACUCAGUUUAAAGACCAAACAUCAUGGUUUUUUAAGAUCUUCGAAAACCAAAAUUACAAAGAGCAAUUCGAAGAAUUGAAUCUUCAACUUGCUCGAUGUGUCACUGAUCUCAAUUUGGGUAUUAAUUUGAAACAGAUUUUUGAUUCUAAACUGGAUGAGAAUGACCAAAAAAUGGAUCUAAAUAUCAUUCAAAGCAAACUUGAUGAAAUCGCAUCGCUUAUGGUACAAAGACAAAAUGAACAAUUUCAUCACUAUAAAGGCAUCGAACAAAAUAUUAGUCAGCGACUUAAUUCAUUUAAGCAUCAUCUCCAGCAGAAUAUAAUAAGAAAAAGUGACGUUUCCAGAGAACAGAAAAUCGCCGAGGAAGAACAUGCCUUUCUCCAUAUUCCAUAUUACGAUUUGAUACAAGAAAAAAUUAUUGGACAAGGAGGAUUUGCUGAUGUAUAUCAUGGAAGAUGGCUUUCUCAAGAUCACGAAGUCGCCAUAAAAAUGAUUCGAAUUCAUUAUUUGGAUGAAAAAGUUAAAGGAGACCUUAUCAAAGAAAUUUCAAUGAUGUAUCGAAUUCGCUACGAUCAUAUUCUCAGUAUAUUUGGCGCUUGCAUGGAACCCGAAAAAUAUGCACUUAUCGUCGAACACAUGUCUCUUGGUUCUCUUCAUGAUGUUCUCAAAAAACAAACAUUACAACUAACAUGGCCUGAUCGAUGGUCAAUUGCUGGCCAAAUGACCAAAGGCAUCAAUUAUUUGCAUAAACUUCCGAAACCAAUUAUCCAUCGUGACAUCAAGUCAUUGAACAUUCUUCUGACAGAGAACGGCAAAGGCUUUCUUGUCAAAGUCGCCGACUUCGGUUUAGCCAAAACGCGUUAUGAAACGUCGCGUCAAUCGUCUCACAAUCCUUCUAUUGGUACCUUACCAUGGAAAGCACCCGAGUUACUGAAUAUGGGAAAACAUACAGAAGCUAGUGAUGUGUAUGCCCUUGGUGUUGUGCUCUGGGAAUUAGGUACAGGAUGUAGGCCAUACGAAGAGGCCGAUGAUUCAACGAUUAGUGCAUUCGUUCUACGAGGAGCUCGCCUGGAUAUUCCUGCAAAUAUUCCGAGUUCAUUUGCGGAACUGGUUUCGAGAGCCUGGGCGCAUGAGCCUCAAAAGAGGCCAACAUGUCAACAGCUGCUCAGUUUAAUGAAAGAAGUCGUUUUCGAACACGAUAUAACUAAAAAGCCACAGGUAAGAAAUCACACUCUUUGA
This is a messenger RNA of Rotaria sp. Silwood2, 1467 nucleotides long. The record is from the annotation of a GenBank genome assembly. NCBI's taxonomy places the organism in Eukaryota, Metazoa, Rotifera, Eurotatoria, Philodinida, Philodinidae.